AGCGGCCGGGGCGGGGCGGGAGGGCGCGCGGGGCCCGGAGCGGCGCGCGAGGUGCGUGCACCCCCCCCGCGACGCCACCGUGGGCUCCGGCACCAUGUUCGGCUCCUCCCGAGGGGGGGUCCGGGGGGGCCAGGACCAGUUCAGCUGGGAGGACGUCAAGACAGACAAACAGCGUGAAAACUACCUGGGCAACUCCCUGAUGGCGCCGGUGGGACGGUGGCAGAAGGGGAAGGACCUGACCUGGUACGCCAAGGGCAAGAAGGAGACGGCGUCCCCGCUGUCCCGCGAGGAAGAGCUGGCCGCCGUCCGCCUGGCCGAGCAGGAGGCCAUGAUGGCAGCCCUGGGCUACAAGAACAUCAAGAGGCAGCCCACCGGUCUGAGCAAGGAGGACCUGGCCGAGGUGUGCAAGCGGGACGGCGCCGAGCGGGACGGGAAGGACGUGGAUCGGGUGGUGGGCUUGGGCAGCUCCAGCGGCAGCGCCGGCCGGGUGAUGCUCUCCAAGGAGGACAAGGAGGCGGCCAAGAUGGGGCUCUCCGUUUUCACGCACCAGAAAGUCUCCAGCACCCCCGAGACAUCUGGCUCCAAGAAGAAGCAGGAAAAGGAGGAGAAGGUGGAGGAGAAACGGCCGGAGGGUGGCAAGAAAUCCAAAAAGGAGAAAAAGAAAAAGAAAAAGAAGAAACACAAGAAGGAGAAGAAGGAGGACAAGCAUCACAGGAGGGAUGCUGCUCCAUCGUCCUCCGAUUCUUCCCCGGACCGGGAUGAGAGGCACCACCGAAGGAACACCCAGCAGCGCCCCGAGGCGUCGCGGCACGGCGGCCGGCGUCAGCACGACAGCGAUGCCUCUGCCAGCAGCCGGGAUUCGGGCAGGAGCCCCUCGCGCCGUCCUGCCCGUCGGCGGAGCCGGAGCAGGGACGGCCGCGGUCGGCACCCAUCCCCGCGGCGCAAGGGGAGGAAGAGGAGCAGGAGCAGAUCUCCCCCAUCCCGUGGGGUCAGGCAACGCCACGACACCGAUUCGGAUGACUGAGAGGGAGGUUUUUCCAGGGAGAUUUCACAAAGCUUAUAUAUUUUUUAAGGUUAUUAAAUUUAAAAAGCCGUAGCUCUGCGGUUACCGGGGCCGAGUCUGGCAAAGGGCAUUAUGUGUUGCGAUGCCAGCUGCCCCUUCCUCGCCCGCAGCUCCUGCCUUCAACCCGGGGCAGUGCCGGCAGCUCCCCCCGCUGUCGAUCCCAGCCACGGAGGGGGCAGCAGGCGCCCGGGCGCCCUUCCCCUCGCUCCCCAGAUCCAUCCAUCCAGGCGUGACUGGGCGAGGAGGAGGCUGCGGGGUGGGUGCCGGCGCUGGGGCGGUCCUGGCUGCAGUGCUGGAAAUGCUGUGGACAUCUGGUGUUUAUGUAAAGAGACUUUGGAUG
Molecule: messenger RNA, 1403 nt
Organism: Phalacrocorax carbo (great cormorant)
Lineage: Eukaryota; Metazoa; Chordata; Aves; Suliformes; Phalacrocoracidae
Source: RefSeq, a predicted model, not a curated record